AUGUUAAGAAAAGACAAGAAACAAGAAACAUGGUUAUCCUUCCAAGGCCUUGAUAUAAAAGCUAAACAGGAAAUUGUGAGGGAAUUGGUAAAAAUAGUUUUCGGUUCGUAUUCAAACUACGUAGCAGUUAAUUUACUGAGCAGUUUUUCAUCCACAACAAGGGAAGAUUCAGUUCAAAGAUUUGCUCAAGAAGUGACUGCUAAUCCUCAUCGCGUAUUUUUCAUCCAAGAUUUGGAGCACACAGAUUAUUGCUCUAAAACCUGCAUAAAAAUGGCAAUCAAAAGGGGAAGAAUAGGGAACGCAGAUGGUGAAGAAGUUAGUCUUUGUGAUGCCAUUGUCAUAUUGAGCUCUGAGAGCAUUGGUUCAAGGACAUGUUCUUCUUUUACCAAGCAAAAGUCUGAUGAAUCAAUGGCGGAAAAAGAUGAGUCCAUUAACGAUCAAGAUAGAGGGCUUCUUGAAAAUGUUGAUAGAUGCAGUCUUAAAAUUUAA
Molecule: messenger RNA, 489 nt
Organism: Fraxinus pennsylvanica
Lineage: Eukaryota; Viridiplantae; Streptophyta; Magnoliopsida; Lamiales; Oleaceae
Source: the annotation of a GenBank genome assembly